AGAACCAUCGCCAAAGGCAAAAACCCAGCAUAAUGUCAAACAUCGAGAAUCAGACCAUUCUCAUUACCGGAGCAUCCGGCUUCGUUGCGACUCACGUCGUCCGGGUCUUCCUCCAGCGUGGCUAUCGGGUCCGUGGUACAGUCCGCUCCGAGCAAACCGCCGACAAAGUCCGCGAGAUAUUCCCACAGUACAAGGGUAAACUGUCCUUCACAAUCGUCAAGGACAUUGCACAGCCCGGCGCAUUUGACGAAGCCGUGAAGGACGUCCAGGGCAUAAUCCACACCGCAUCCCCAUUCUCAUUUUCCGCCCAAGACCAAGAACGAGACCUACUCCAGCCGGCUAUCCGCGGCACCAGCGAACUCCUUGAAGCCGCCAAGCGGCACGCCCCGCAAGUCACCCGCAUCGUGAUCACCUCGUCCUUCGCGGCCAUCGUCAACCUCCGCAAGGGCUACUGGCCGGAGCACACCUACACCGAAGCAGACUGGAACCCAGAGACCUAUGAGCAAGCAAAGGUCGCCGACGGGUCCACGGCCUACUGCGCUUCGAAGGCGCUAGCCGAGAAGGCCGCAUGGGAGUUCGUCGACCGCGAGAAGCCCAAUUUCACGCUCUCGACCAUCUGCCCGCCCAUGGUCUACGGGCCCGUGGAGCACCACGUAUCCAGCAUGGACCGGCUCAACGAGAGCGCGGCCGACAUUUACCGGUUCAUGAAUGGCAGCUUGAAAGAGAUCCCUGCGACGGGUUUCCCUGCGUGGGUCGAUGUGCGCGACGUGGCGGAGGCGCAUCUGCGCGCGUUCGAGUCCGAUCAGGCUGCUAAUGAGCGGUUCUUUGUGACCGCCGGGAAUUAUACGUAUGAGCAGGUCUGCGAGAUCCUGCGCACGAAGGUGCCCGGUGUUGCUAAGGAGCAGGUCCCGGCUGGGAAGGUAGACAAUGAGACGCCCCGGGUGUAUGGUGUUUCGAAUGAGAAGGUUCGCACCAGGCUGGGGAUCGAGUUCUACUCUUUGGAGGCUAGUGUCAAGGAUACUGCUGAGUCGUUGCUGAACUUGGAGAAGAAGCUUAGUCAGUGAUGGGGACACAGUGGUUGUGUGUCGUACAUAAAUAGUACGAUUUGGUUCAUGA
Aspergillus homomorphus CBS 101889 is the source of this 1116-nucleotide messenger RNA. Its product is annotated as SDR family oxidoreductase. The transcript has 2 exons. Gene Ontology annotation, molecular function: oxidoreductase activity, acting on the CH-OH group of donors, NAD or NADP as acceptor. NCBI's taxonomy places the organism in Eukaryota, Fungi, Ascomycota, Eurotiomycetes, Eurotiales, Aspergillaceae. Bases 33 to 1064 code for a protein of 343 amino acids. The record is from RefSeq and is a predicted model, not a curated record.